AUGGCAUCGCUCCCCCCGCGUCAGACGACAUCUGGUCAACGACGUUAUUCGCAACAUCAUGAUUCAUCCAGCGCAUACGAUUCAAGAGAAUCAAGCAUACUAGACGAUAAUACAAACUCAACAACAUCCACGCAAGAAACAGAUUCCAUUUUCCUCAAUAACCCAUCUUCACAUAUCGAUUCAUCAUCCUCGCCUUCGCCACCCGGAGACUCAACACAUCAAAUUCAUACGGCCACACAACAACAAGCCGAGAACAAGAGCCAACUAGUCGAACGAGCGGCAGCAACAACUGAUGAUGAGCCUAGAAAAUGCUGGAUCUGCUAUAGUGACGAGACGGAAGAUUCGCCGCAUAGCUCUGAGUGGCGGUCCCCUUGUCCCUGUGCAUUGACCGCCCAUGAAGCAUGUCUUCUAGACUGGUUGGCCGAACUCGAGAAUCCGCGAACACGCAGACAGAACAGAGGUGAUGUGCGAUUACAAUGUCCGCAGUGCAAGUCUAAAAUCGUCAUUUCACGACCGCGGAGCUACGUGGUCGAUAUCGUUCGGGCAUGUGAGAGACUAGCAGGGAAAUUGGUCAUCCCCGGAUUGGUGUUUACAUUUGCUGGGACAAUAUGGGCCGGUUGUUGUGCACAUGGGGUUUACUCCAUGUAUUUGGUUUUUGGUACAGACGAGGCGCAUAAAAUUCUCGUUCAUGGCGCGGAAGAUGCAUGGAGUCCUGUUCGAAACGUGGGAAUUCCUUUCAUCCCAAUUGUGCUCAUCUUUUCUCGUAUGUCAUGGGCAGAAGGUGUAUUACCUGCUAUUCCUGUGUUAUUCUUUGCAACGCACAACCCGACAGGCUUUGACCAAGGCACUCUUUGGCCACCAAGUGCUACCAUGACAUUCGCAGCUCUACCUUAUGUGAAGAGUAUCUACGGCGCCCUGUAUGAGAGAAUAUUCGGGAAGCUGGAGCGCAAAUGGAUUGCCGAGGUACAACCUAGUCGCGGCGAAGAAGAAGGACAACAAGGUGACCAGCAAAGAGGUGACCAUAGACCAGCCUUGGGUAUUGGUGGAAACGGAGGGAUUCUGAUGGAGAUUGAUUUGGAAUUACAGAUCGGUAUGGACGAUGACCGAGCGAAUCCUGAGGAGCCUGCCAACGUGCCGGACGCGAACAAUAAUGCGGACCAGCAGGCAGACCAAGCAAAUGCUCAAGGGGGAGCACAAAAUGGAGCACAAGAUCCGGAACAACAAAUACUUGGUCGACGUCGUCAGGAACUCGUCCACGAUACCAGCAGUCUUGCAGACACGAUUCUCGGCGCAUUACUUUUCCCCGCGAUCUCCGCUGGAAUGGGUGGGCUCUUGAAAAUAGCAUUACCGAAAUCAUGGACAACGCCACCAUCAGCAUUUGAAAGGGGGAGAGCAGGACUUUUACAAAGUCGAUGGGGCCGCAGUGUAGUUGGCGGAUGUCUUUUUGUGCUUUUGAAGGAUGCUUUGGUCUUGUAUUGUCGUUGGCGACUGGCGCAGACACAUCGCAAGAGACGAGUCCAAAUCGACGGCGAACGGAAUCAAUUGAAAAAUAUUUGGUCCUGCAGGAAGAAUAAAGAAUAUAGAUACGAUCGAUCAUACCCGCAAUAUACGAUGCGUCCACAUUCUCCCAUCUUGGCCUCUCUGGCCAACAUCUUCAGAAUCCCAAUCACAAGACCACAAGCACCAACAACGUCAACGAUUCUACAAACCCUCUCGAAACACAACUCACAGCAAACAUCGUCCUUUUCGACGACACCUUCCCUAGCAAAACGGAAAAGUGCAUUCAAGCCUGAUAAACGUAUUACAUUAAUAAGAUACUUCCUCUAUCACCCCCUCACACCCCGACCCCUCCGCUUCUCUCGUAACCGCUACCUCCGCCACUGGACAAUCCAUCGCGCCUGGCAACUGUAUCAAUCCAAACUGCGUACGGACCAGGAACGCGAACUCUACCGCCAACAACAAGCCAUGUCCUCUGCAUGCGAAGAAUUGCGAACUGCGUGCGGCGAGCGUGGGGCAAAGCUUUUCCGUAUUUCGAUGAAUAAGAAGGGUGUUUUCACGGAUUUGUUUCCGAUCGAAUAUGCGAGGUUGCAGACUGAUAGUCCUGGGAGGGAAGGGUGGAAUCAUGGGUGGAAGAGGGUGUGAUUUUGCCCCUUCUAUUAUUUCGGGUUGUUCAAAGAUGGAGUUGUUUGAUUAGUUGAAAAGGGGAAGGGAAAUGCAUGUCGAGAGGAUUGACCGGUUAUCCUGAUCUAUGGUUAGAUUCUUUUUCUUUCGUUUGUUUCUGUAUAUAUACAUGUGUACAAUAUCGGGCAAAAUAACCAUUGAUGCUCCAUUGAAUAACUAGGUAUAAGAAUAUUUCCUCAAGUUCAAUACAUACAACAGCCAAAAUGAUCAGGAAUUAUUUUCAGGGACGAAACCGAGAAGAAUAAAGGCAGAAAGAUGACUGGAAGGGAAAAUUGAGAAGGAAAUAAAGAGAAGAAGCGCCUGCAAAUAUAGCAAGAACAAACAUAAAACGCCGGAAAUGCGAAUUUGAUAUGGUAUCCAUUUUUGGGUCUGAAAUCGAGGUUGGAAAUGAUAGCAACGGCUCAUCAGUCGAGUCCACCGAACAUACAACGAACCCGGCAAAUCACAGAAUAACGCAGCAACCAUUGCGCUCCUUCUCAAAUGAUAAAAGUGCCGCACGAGUUGCAGCUUCAAAGACGUCGUCAACGCCCUCUCCCGUUAACGACGAGCAUUCAAGAUAUUUGCGAGCUCCAAUCUGCGCCGCGGUUUCGCUGCCUUCUUUAGGGGUGAGGAAUCGUAGGGAUUUCUUCCUCAUUUCUUCAAUGGCGACGGGGUCAUCUCGGAGGUCUUUCUUCAAGCCCACUAGUAUGAUCGGAACGUCGGGACAUCGUUCAUUGGCUUCUUCAAUCCACUGUG
Molecule: messenger RNA, 2916 nt
Organism: Talaromyces stipitatus ATCC 10500
Lineage: Eukaryota; Fungi; Ascomycota; Eurotiomycetes; Eurotiales; Trichocomaceae
Product: RING finger domain protein
Exons: 3
Coding region: 1-2142 (713 amino acids)
Molecular function (GO): zinc ion binding
Source: RefSeq, a predicted model, not a curated record